AGCCAAAGACCUUGGAAUGAAAGAAAAAAAAAUGCAAGAAGAGGUGGAGGAACUUUAUCACAGACUUCAACUUGAAACCAAGUGCAACUAUAAACCGGUUGCACAUUCAUUACAGUCCCAUGGGUCUUGUGCUGAGGAUCAGCUGGUUCAUAUGUUCUUACAAAAACUACUGAUGAUGAACUACAAAGCAAGAAGUAUCACUGUCACAAAGACUAGUAAGGAUCACAAUGAAGAACAACAAAAAUCCAAAAAAUCAUCUGCAGACAAUGUUGAUGUGUUUAGUGAACUUUUUGAAGAACCGUCUUUGUCUGAAGAAAGAAAGAGCAGCACAGACCCGAUUCACCCGAUGGAUGUUCAGAUGGCUGUGUUUCAUUGUGCUGAUGGUUUCCUGAAGCAGCUGAUGGUCACUAAACUAUCUCAGUGUCAGUAUGCUCUACCUCUGCUUGUUCCUGAUCCAUUCACACAACAGAUUGAGUUUCCUCUCUGGACAUUCAGAGAAAUUAACCAGAGCUGGAAGAUAAAAAGCAACAACGAGACCAUCAGUCAAAACCAACCGGUCUGGAAGGCAGAAACUCCAAUGGUGUUCUUCUUCAGGUUUGGCUCAGUGUCCUCAUCCAAGUCUCAGCUGAUCAACAAUCUGAUCAAUGAGAAACACCAGACGUUCUUCCACAGACACUGCCCUGGCAGCAGCAGAACCAGAGUCCUGAUGGACGGAGUGGUGGAGAUCGCCUGGUUCUGUCCUUCUGGGACACAAGAUGAUAAAUUCACCAACCGUGUUGCCUUCUGUAAUCUACACGGUGAUGCAGGAGAACAUGAGAAACAGCUGGAUAUAAUGAAUGAAAUGGCGUCAGUCAAUGUGGUUGUUUUACCAACACUGGACAGGAAUGACAAAAGAAUGACAAAAAUCCAAAACCUCUACAAGGAUCCAAAGCCACUGAUUUGCCUUCUUCCUGAGAAUGAUUCAGCUCUCACUGAGCAGAGGAAUGGAAAAUAUAAAAUUGGUUUGAAAGACAGAGGUGAUGCAGAGGUGUCUGAAGAUCUCAGAAAAGCUAUCACAAAUUGUCUCUCAGAAUCAUCUUCCACUUUCAGACUUGAAGAUGUGUCCAAACACUCAGACAUUAGAGUUGAUGAGGAAGAUGAUAAUGACUGCAAGAAAGGGAAGGAUUCAGCACAACAAAUGAUAGCUUUACUAGAGAAGAAGGAUCUGUCAAAAUUCAAAGAGUCAUUUCUGCCUUGUCAGGGCAAACUGUGGCAUCAGUGGGGUAAAAUGAAUAAAGAGCUAAAUCGACCUCAAGGAGAUCACCCAGAAAUGGAAAUUAGUAAAAAAAAAGAUGAGAUGAUGAAAAUCCGUGAAGAGCAGCAUGAAGCUCCCAUCAGUGAAUUCAUAAAUUUAUUCAUGAAAGAAAUGAACUCACAUGUUACAAAUAAGUCAAUGUUUUUCCUCAAGUGGCUCAGAAUCCUCCUGGAUGAACAUACCUCAGAUAAUCUUUCUGAUCUACUUCAAGACUAUAAUAAAACAUGGACAGAAGUCUCUAAACUAAAUAAGAGCAGUAGCAGUAAUAAAUCUGUGGAACUGUUGCCUAAACAAACAGAACUUGUGGAUUUAUCAAAGAAACUUCAAGAUGCAACCUUUGGUUUGGAGCACAUCAUGAGGGAGAUCGGUCAGAUCUAUGAAUCAUGUUCAUCUGUGAAGAAGAACAAGAAAGACCUGCAGAUUCACUUCUCUUCUCUCCCGAGUCUCGCAGCAGAGAUGAUGAUCUCUGGAUUUCCACUGGAGCUGAUGGAUGGAGAUGCUGCUCAUGUUCCUCUGGUCUGGAUCUCUGCUGUUCUAGAUCAACUCAUCAAGAAACUGGGAGACCAGAGAGUCUUUGUGCUGUCAGUCUUAGGGCUCCAGAGCUCUGGGAAAUCCACCAUGCUGAACGCCUUGUUUGGACUCCAGUUUGCGGUCAGUGCUGGAAGAACAACCAGAGGAGCUUUCAUGCAGCUGGUCAAAGUCUCAGAAGAGAUGAAAACACUGAUAAACAACAUUGACUAUAUUCUGGUCAUUGAUACUGAAGGUCUUCGUGCUCUAGAACUGGCUGGAGGUUCAACAAGAGAUCAUGACAAUGAAUUGGCUACAUUUGUUGUUGGUCUUGGAAAUAUGACACUGAUCAACAUCUUUGGAGAAAACCCAUCUGAGAUGCAGGACAUUCUCCAGAUUGUGGUUCAAGCCUUCCUGAGGAUGAAGGAGGUCAGACUGAAUCCCAGCUGUGUGUUUGUUCAUCAGAACGUUUCAGACGUCACAGCUGGAGAGAAAAACAUUGAGGGAAGGAGACGACUGGAGGAGACACUAGAUAAGAUGACAAAACUCGCUGCUAAAGAUGAAGUCUGUGAUGCAGAAUGUUUCAGUGACGUCAUUGCAUUCGAUGUACAGAAAGAUGUGAAGUAUUUUGCUCAGCUCUGGGAGGGCAGUCCACCAAUGGCACCACCAAACCCUUCAUAUUGUGAAAACAUUCAAGACCUUAAGAAAACUAUUCUCUCUCAUGUCUCAAACUCAAAUGGCAUGAUGCUGACAGACAUAAAGAGUCACAUUACAAAUCUCUGGGAGGCUUUGCUGAAGGAGCGCUUUGUGUUCAGCUUCAAAAAUGCCCUGGAGAUCGCCACAUACAGGAGAUUGGAGACAGAAUACAGUAAGUGGACCUGGAGUCUUCGGAAGGCCAUGCUGGAAAUUGAAAACAAACUACAGAACCAAAUAGAAAAUGGAGCAAUCAAUGAGGUUGAGGAAACAGAUCUUCAAGAAAAACUAAAUGUAAAAAGUGCAGAAGUAAAAAAAUCUAUGACAGAAUUCUUUGAGAGAGACACAGAUGCCAGUAUACUGAUUCAGUGGAAAACAUCGUUCGAAAUAAAAGUUUCACACAUACAGGAACACAUUGUUAGAGAAACACUGAAGAAACUGAAUGUGGUGCUUCAACAGAGAGUUCUGAAGAAAAACAUUGACGCUCAGAGGGCACAAAAAGAAAACGCUCUCCUUGAGAAAGCGAAAAAUCUGGCAUCGGAUCUAAAAAAAAACACAAAAAACGAUAAGAUCCUACAAAACAAGUUUGAGGAGUUUUGGAAAAACUGGGUAGAAGAGAUAAAAAAAAACACACCUCAAGCCCAAAACAUCGACGUUUUAGGAGAUCUGAGAAAUCUCCUCGGGGACAUCCAUAAAAGUUCCUCUGUACCAGACCACAGGACAGAAAGCACAGAAUGUGAUGUCUUGGAGUUGUCCAGCUAUUCAAACUAUGUACAGGUUAAAAAACAGAAAAUUACACAACAAAUUGCAAAAGUAUUUACAGGUACAAUGACUGAGUGUUCUAAAGACGAUGACAACCAAAUAAGAAACUUGCUUGAAGAUAUUGCUCAACAAACAAACAAAAUGAUCAUGUCACAUAACAUUGCAAAGAUGGGCUACAACAAAAUCUGCAUUCAAAAUUUUUUUGAUUUAAUCAAUAAAAAUUUAGCAGACCAUGAGCAAAAACAACAGAAAUAUGUGUUUAAGAAUCACUUCGUAAGUGAUUUGGCACUUUCUAUAUGCAAGAGAGAAAAACAUACAUUCACUGAACAACACAGAAUCUUCACGCAAGCCAAUGACCCUGUUCUCUAUUUUACAAGUAGAAGAGAAGAAUAUUACAGAAUUUUCCAGAAAUACUGUCAGGGGGCAACAUCAGCAACCAUUAUAGGAGAGAUCAUCUGUAACAAACUCAAAGAUCCCAUUCAGCAGAGCGUCUACAAAAACACUGCCCGGGAUUUGGCAGAUGACAUGAGAUCAAAGUGUGAAUCACUGAAUGGAAAUAGAUCAGAACUGGAAAGAAACAUCCUGAAGAAACUGGCCCAAAAGGAGGACUUUAAGGCAUUCAUAACCUACAUUCAUAAUCCCAAAAAACACUUCAAGAGUUUCAUCAGAGAUGAAGUCAGUCAGUACAUAAAUGACAAUUUCAACACCAGUGUUCUGCCCAAGAUGAAAGAUGAUUUAAGACAGAAAGAGAAUCAGAUCAUAGCAGCAGUGAACAGAGCAUCUGAAGAGGUCGAUGAAAACAGUAGAAAUGCUGAUCUGUGGUUGAAGAAAUUCACACAGAGUUUAUCAGAUGCGCUGAUAUUCUCUGAAAAGGAUCUUGAAGGAGUGAGUCGUGAUGAUGUUGAUGUAAAACACCUAGCAGAGGUCAUAAGAAAACAACUUCCUUCUAUAAUAUCUGACAUACGCAAAGAUUUCAGUGAAGGAUCAUUUCUACAGAAGCUGGAAUCCAAUGAUAAGCCUGAUGAGAUCCUAAUUGAACACCUCUGUAAGUGCUGUUGGGUUGAGUGUCCAUUCUGUGGAGCCAUCUGCACCAACACAGCAGAAGACCACGACACAAAACACAGUGUCCCUUUUCAUCGACCUCAUGGAGUGAAUGGGAAUCAUUAUAGAAUAACACAAUGUCUUAGUACAAAUUUUUGCACAACUCUAGUGAAAAGUUAUUUUCGUUAUUUUUACCCAACUCAUGAAUAUCGACUACUUCCCAAUUCAUAUAGAUAUUACAAAUCAGCUGGAGGUGUUUAUGCUAAAUGGGACAUCACCCCUGACCUCUCCGAGCUGUCGUACUGGAAGUGGUUUGUGUGCAGAUUCCAGAAAGAGCUGGAAGAAUACUACAAAAAAUUUCAAUAUCAGGGUGAGAUCCCAGAUGAAUGGAGAAAACACACAAAGCAGGAUGCUAUUGAGAGUUUGGACAAGUACUUCAAAAAACAAUAAUGAAUAAUGAGUGAUGAAAAUUAACAGUUCUUUUUAUUAUUUAAUUUAAGACUGUAUGGAUAAAAGAAACUCAGAUACUUUGAUCUCCUGAGAAACAGAAAAUACAAACAUACACUGGCAUCUUCGACAGAGUGGAGAUGCAGGAAACGCCUCUCUCACAUAUGCACUGUUUCCUCCUCAUCCCCUUCCUUCCCCUCACCCAUCCUUCUCUUCACCCAGCUCUCUCAGAAUGGUCAAUAGUAAAAUAUACUGGUCUACAUUAAUGCAGGUGAUAUUUGCAGUCAUGAUUGAUGUCAUUUGAAUUGUCUCAGGGUGACUUGUACAAUGGUCUCAAUCUUACAUGUUGAUUAAAAGAUAGUACAGAUAUUACAAGUUAAGCAAUAUUUUGCUUACUGUAAUGGGAGUGCCAUUUUCCAGGGUCUUCCAUUUACCUUCUGUUUCCUUUGAGGUGUAAACUACCCCGGUCUGGGACCUAGGUUAAUGCAAACUCCAAUUGUUUGUUCAUGUCUCUGUGACAAAAGUUGCAUGAAUGCGAAAGUUUGGAACAAAAAUCAAACAUCAACAAAAAUAUUGACCGCAUAUACCUCUUCAUGUUCACAAAUACAAGCUCAGCUGUUUAGAGGUUAAUGAUGGCACAGAAUGUACCAGUAUUUUAAAAUGGAUGUGUGAAUGGUGCUUUUCCAGAAAUAAGACGGAAUGUUGUUGACUAUGUGAACAGCGUAUUUUUGAAUUUACCCGUAAAGUUGUUCCAGUAAUUUUACGGCAGUUCACUGGUAUUACUGUGAAAGAGGCUAUACUGGUAAAUUGUUGGAACAAAUUUACCGGUAUUUUUUAAAAGAUCCUGUUCACAUAUUAUCUCUUUACAGCAACUUACAGGUAAUUUUCUGGAAAAGUCUAUAUGUGUGAAAGGGCUUAUUGGGUAUACAAAAAGGUACUCAGUGGACCCUGGGCUAGAUGAGCUGGAUUCAUUUCUGUAAAACACUUCCUGAAGAAAACAACUAAAACAAAGUGGUGACUUAGUUUCCAUUCUUUAUUUUUUUUUUACUUUUAUUGUUAAUUUUGAUAGAAAGGGAGUUAGUAUUUUCAUUGUAUUUUCUUUUUUUUAUAUAGUAUGUAGAGCCCCCUUCCUGAAAUC
Molecule: messenger RNA, 5882 nt
Organism: Carassius auratus (goldfish)
Lineage: Eukaryota; Metazoa; Chordata; Actinopteri; Cypriniformes; Cyprinidae
Product: interferon-induced very large GTPase 1-like
Molecular function (GO): GTP binding
Source: RefSeq, a predicted model, not a curated record